Abrus precatorius (Indian licorice) is the source of this 3548-nucleotide messenger RNA. Its product is annotated as putative pentatricopeptide repeat-containing protein At2g02150. The record is from RefSeq and is a predicted model, not a curated record. NCBI's taxonomy places the organism in Eukaryota, Viridiplantae, Streptophyta, Magnoliopsida, Fabales, Fabaceae. Gene Ontology annotation, molecular function: protein binding. The transcript has 3 exons. Bases 187 to 2439 code for a protein of 750 amino acids.
AAAGUACUACGAAAUUGAACAUCGAAUGACCAGAAUGCCCUGUAUUUCUCAUAAACCCUAAUAACAUUCAUUCAAACGAUUCUUGGUCCAUCAACACAAGCAAUGAACACUUCAAUCUUCAUGGUCCAUCAACACCAAUCCCCAAUAUGAAGAAUCAAAACCCAAUUGAAAUUGGUUCAACCAAACAUGUUGCUGUUUCUGCGCAACAUCGGUGGCAGGGCCUCACUCCGAGUAAGCUCCUUCUACACUUCACCUCCUCAAAAGCCUUUUCCGCUUCUCUUCACAGUUUCAUCCUCUUACUCUCAAAAUUCAUUUUUUUCACACCCCAUGAUUUGGUUCACUAGCUUUAUCUGCGUUAUAAGAUACCAUUUUGUCUCAAAACCUUCCUUUGAUGACAUUGCUUCCGAAUCAAUGCGUAGUUUCAUGCAACAAGAGGAUCCCCCCAUGUUUGAUUCCGCAUUGGCACCCAUUUGGGUGUCUAGGGUUUUGGUGAAACUGAAAGGGGACCCAAAAGCAGCAUUGAAAUUCUUCAAGUGGGCAGGGGCUCGUGCCGGGUUUCGCCACGCCACAGAAUCUUAUUGCGUUUUGGCUCACAUUUUGUUUUGUGGGAUGUUUUAUCUUGAUGCCAGAAGUGUAAUUAAGGAGUGGAUUAUGUUGGGGCGGGAAUUUCCAGGAUGUGAUUCCUUUGACAUGUUGUGGUCGACCAGGAAUGUUUGUAGGCCCGGGUCCGGAGUGUUUGAUGCUUUGUUUAGUGUUUUAGUGGAGUUGGAGAUGCUUGAGGAGGCUAGGCAAUGCUUUUGGAAGAUGAACAAGUUCAGGGUUAUACCAAAAGUGAGGUCCUGUAAUGAGCUUCUUCACAAGCUUUCAAAGUCAGGCAAAGGGAAACAGUCAUUGAGUUUUUUCAAGGACAUGAUUGGGGCCGGCCUUUUGCCUUCGGUUUUCACGUAUAAUAUAGUGAUAGGCUGUUUGGCCAAAGAUGGGGACUUCGGUGUUGCUAGGAGCUUAUUUGAACAAAUGAAACGUAUGGGUCUCAUGCCGGAUGUAGUUACAUACAAUUCUCUCAUUGAUGGGUAUGGAAAGGCAGGGUUAUUAACUGAAGCGAUUGUUAUAUUUGGGAAAAUGAAGGAUGCAGGAUGUGAACCAGAUGUGAUAACAUACAAUUCUCUAAUUAAUUGCUUCUCUAAAUUUGAAAGAAUUCCUCAAACUUUUGAGUAUCUGCAUGAGAUGAAGCAACGAGGGUUGAAACCAAAUGUUGUAACUUAUAGUACACUAAUUGAUGCAUUUUGCAAGGCAGGCAUGAUGCUGGAAGCCAUUAAAUUUUUUGUUGACAUGAUCCGUGUUGGUAUUCAACCUAAUGAAUUUACAUAUACAUCUUUGAUCGAUGCAAAUUGUAAAAUAGGUGAUCUGAAUGAAGCAUUUAAACUAGCAAGUGAGAUGUUGCAGGCUGGACUUAGCUUAAAUAUUGUCACCUACACUGCAUUACUGGAUGGCCUUUGUGAAGAUGGAAGAAUGGAAGAAGCAGAGGAAUUAUUUAGGGCACUGUUAAAAGCUGGAGUGACUCUUAAUCAGCAAAUUUAUACUUCUCUUCUUCAUGGAUAUAUCAAGGCUAAGAUGAUAGAAAAUGCAAUGAAUAUUUUAGAGGAGAUGAACAAGAACUUCAAACCAGACCAGUUGUUGUAUGGAACCAAAAUAUGGGGCCUUUGUAGCCAAAAAAAAAUACAAGAAUUUGAGGCUGUAAUACAUGAGAUGAGGGAUUGUGGUCUAACUGCAAAUAGUUAUAUAUAUACGACCCUUAUGGAUGCUUAUUUUAAAGUUGGGAAAACCGCAGAGGCUGUUCAUCUAUUACAAGAGAUGCAGGACUUGGGUAUUGAGACAACAGUUGUAACAUAUGGGGUACUAAUUGAUGGUUUAUGCAAAAAUGGUUUAGUCCAACAGGCUGUUAGUUACUUUGACCACAUGACUAGCACUGGUUUGCAACCUAAUAUUAUGAUUUAUACUGCUCUGAUUGAUGGUCUAUAUAAAAAUGAUUGUAUUGAAGCAGGCAAGACACUGUUCAAUGAGAUGCUGGAUAAGGGAAUCAGUCCAGAUAAAUUAGUUUACACUACUUUGAUUGAUGGGAACCUGAAGCAUAGCAAUCCUGAAGAAGCUUUGAGUUUGAGAAAUAGAAUGGUUGAAAUGGGUAUGGAGCUAGACCUGCAUGCUUAUACAUCACUAAUUUGGGGUUUUUCUCAUUGUGGUAAAGUACAACAGGCAAAGUCAUUCCUAGAUGAGAUGCUUAGGAAGGGCAUCAUUCCUGAUCAAGUUCUCUGCAUUUGUCUAUUGAGAAAAUAUUAUGAGUUAGGAGAUAUUAAUGAAGCUCAGGCACUUCAUGAUGAUAUGAUAAGAAGGGGCCUAAUUUCUGGGACUGUUGACAUAGCAGUUCCCUCUGUACGCACUUGAGAGGGAAAACAAUUUUGCAUGCUUUGGUUACUAUUUCCAUUUUGGUGGCCCACAAUAUAGAUUACUUCAUUUUAUACCAAAGUUGAAUAGCUUAUUGAAAUGAAUUUGAUGCGUCAUAAUAUAAUGGCAGGUGCCUGUUCUAAUUGAUGCAUUCUCAUUUCUCAAGGUACUAAAAUUUUCACAUACAUCGUGCAUGGGAGUUUCUUUUCAAUAUUCAUUUUCUCAUGUGAUUAUCAAGACAACCAUAACAUGACGAUUUCCCGGUUUGAAAUCAAAUUGGCAAAUAUUUUAACUACUAAGAUGGGAUCACAGUUAUAGUGCCUUCACUUCUACACGUGUUAAUUGCACAAGCUUCGAGCUUCUGAAUCAGGAACUGAUUUUCUCAGAACAUCACAACUUUAAUACAGAAAAUGUAGAGAAGUUCAGCUAUAGUGGAUGCCAUUUUCACCACUUUGACAUGCAAGGGUGUAUCUAAAUGGCAGGCUGGAUGGAUGUGUGGCCACACGGCAAAAGACAAGAUAAGAAAUCAUCGCAUAUGAUGAAAGAUUGGAAUAACACCUAUUGAGAAGAUGGCAAAAAAUCAAUUAAGAUGGUUUGAACAUAUGCAAAGUAGGCCAUUGGAAAUGGAAGGAUCAAUGAGAAGAAUUGAUUGUAUUUUAUGGACUUUCAACCUGUGAAAAAGAGGAGACUAAAAUAAACCUUGGAGGAAAUAAUCAAAAUUGAUCUCAUAAUAGAUAAUAUUGUUGAAAAUUUAGUUUUUGAUUAAGCUAGCAGUGGUGUAUGAUCCAUGUUACUGAUUUUGUUUAAUGUGAUAAGGUUUUGUUGUUGUAUUUAGAUAUCAGGAUAAAGGUCACAUUAAGGAGGCAAAAAGGUCUAUAGCUUUUAGCUAGAAAUUUGUGGACCUUCCAAUGGGUGGAGAGAUUUGGGAUUCGUUUGUUCUCACGCCAUACUUGUUUGUACGUGAAAAAGACAUAUAUGUAUAUAGCCAUCAGGAUGUUUUAUUCGCAUUAAAAAGUUUAGGGAGAGAAGUGGUUGUCUCAAUACAAGGUCACUAGAUUCAAGGAUGAUUAACUUGAGUAGUUACAAAUAAUAUAUAAAAUAUUAAGAUC